Molecule: messenger RNA, 1619 nt
Organism: Centruroides sculpturatus (bark scorpion)
Lineage: Eukaryota; Metazoa; Arthropoda; Arachnida; Scorpiones; Buthidae
Product: calcyphosin-like protein
Exons: 5
Coding region: 66-710 (214 amino acids)
Molecular function (GO): calcium ion binding
Source: RefSeq, a predicted model, not a curated record
AUGAUUAGAAGGUUUCAUAGUUAGACUGGCAGUUGCUCGUUUGCCUCCAGACUCUUCAGAAAAAAAUGCCUCGGCCAGUCUCAGCUCAGACCCGAAAUGAAAAUGUUAUGAAACAAUGUGCCACUAGAAAAUUAGCGAUGGUAGUGGAUCCAGUAGAGAAAUUACGUCUUCUUUGUCUACAAAGAGGUUCUAAAGGUAUUCUCGGUAUGGGCAGGGUGUUUCGAAGAAUGGAUGAUAACCGCAGUGGUGAUUUGAAUGAGGAAGAGUUUAAGAAAGGUUUAAUGGAAACGGGAAUGGGUAGUAGUCUUUCACCAGAAGAGAUAGAAGAAUUAUUCAAACAAUUCGACUGUGAUGGAUCAGGAAGUCUUAAUUAUGAAGAAUUCAUUCGCAGUGUCAGACCCAGAAUGUCUCCUCAAAGAUUGGCGCUGGUGGAGAAAGCAUUUGCUAAAUUAGAUAAAACGGGAGAUGGAAAAAUUACAUUUGAAGACUUACAAGGUGUAUAUAAUGUGAAAAAUCAUCCACAAUAUUUGAACGGACAAAUAACAGAAAAGGAUCUGCUUAGAAAAUUCCUGGCAAAUUUUGAAGAAGGGGGAGUGAUAGACGGCACAGUGACUAAAGAAGAGUUUAUAAAUUACUAUACAGGAGUCAGCGCAUCAAUCGACGACGAUGCUUAUUUUGAUUUGAUGAUGAGAACAUCUUGGAAGUUAUGAAUUCGUGAAUUAUGAUUCAUCGAUGAAUACAGUUCCUCUUUGUCCGUUCUUUGUACGCAAGAUGUUUAUAACUUUUACUUUCUAGUAAAGACUAUCUCCAAUAACUGAAAGUUACAGCUUUGUUUUAAUGAUUAACAUUUUAUCUGCAUUAUUGAUUAUGUAGUAUCUAUGGAGUACCAAAUAAAAGCCGAUCAAUUUUUCAGAUAAAUCGAAUUCAUCCAGAAAAUUCGAGUAAUAAAGCAUUUAUUUCUAGAUUUGUUUAGGAGAAAAGCGAAGCCAAGCAACAAAAAGAAUGAUAACCCUUGGCUAGAAAAUGUAGGCUACUUUUAAGCAAUUGAAUAUAUCUUUUUUAAUGAUAUACUGCUGCCAAAUUCAAUUAAAGGAAGUUAUUUAAAAUACAGUAUAUGUAUAACGAAAUUUUUAUAUAUUCUAUCAUAUAUUGAAAAAUUUCAAUUUUUGAUUGAAUAUCUAUCCAAUCAUUGAGUGAAAUUUGUUAAAAACUUCUGAUAUUCAAAAAUUAUAAAUUACGAUCGGAUAUCAAAAAAUAUAAAUUCAUAUUUUCAUCUCUGUAUGAUAUUGUCACAUAUAAAUUUCAUUUUCUGCUUAAACGUUUUUUCUUUUAUUAACAGAAAACGUGUUUGUUUGCAGUACGCACAUCAAAUUCCUUUUUUUAAACAUUAAAGUGAUUGUUUCAUUUGCUGUAUAUUUUAAAUACUGUAUUACCACUUUUUACUAGAAUUCAUUUUCAAUAAUUGUGAUAAUAUGUAUUUCUCGUGCCCAAUUAAUUCUUGAAUGUAUAUAUAUUUAUUCAAUAAACUGUUAAGUUAUAUAAUUGUGUAUUUUAAUAAUUUUCUGUUAUGGUGUCUAUAAUGCAGCAAUUCCAGAAAAUAAGUUCGUUGCAAACUAUUU